Molecule: messenger RNA, 723 nt
Organism: Talpa occidentalis (Iberian mole)
Lineage: Eukaryota; Metazoa; Chordata; Mammalia; Eulipotyphla; Talpidae
Product: CMRF35-like molecule 5
Exons: 5
Coding region: 1-723 (240 amino acids)
Cellular component (GO): plasma membrane
Molecular function (GO): transmembrane signaling receptor activity
Source: RefSeq, a predicted model, not a curated record
AUGGACGUGUGUUUUCCAGGCUCCUCUGCCGUCACGGGUCCAGGCGCAGUGAAGGGCCGGGAGCGGGGCUCGCUGACCGUGUGGUAUCGCUAUGACCCAGGCUACGAGACCCACAAGAAGUAUUGGUGUCGAGGGGCUGACUGGGGCAGCUGCAACACCCUUGUUAGAACCACUGGCUCGGAGCAGGAGGUGAAGAAGGGCCGCGUGUCCAUCAGGGACGAUCAGAGAUACCGCACGUUCAGCGUGACCAUGGAGGCGCUCACGCUGGGUGAUGCGGACACUUACUGGUGUGGGGUUGAGAGAACCGGAGCUGACCUUCAUGCCCAAGUUACAGUGACCGUUGACCCAGCACCAGUCUCCCCAGAAGAUGACAAUGGCCCCCCAAAUGUAACCACUAGCAGCUCCCUGCUGGGCAGCGUCUACUUCCUGCUCCUGGUCUUCCUGAAGGUGCCCCUGCUCCUGGGCAUGCUCAGUGCCGUCCUCUGGGUGCACCGGCCUCAGAGGCGCCCUGGGGGAGGCAGAAUCCUGGAGCGCCAGUCCAGGAUCAGGGUGCACAGGGCAUGGUCUGCCCACACCCUACGCGGCAUAGGUGCUGCCUUCCUGCCGUACCUCACAUGGCAGGAGGGGCCCCAUCCUGCAGCUGCUCUCGGGAUCCUGAAACUCACCUCAUUGACAGCUAAGACGUCUCUGUACGUCCAUGAGGGGCUCUUGGAGAGCACCUAA